CAGCCAUGCUCUGUAGAAUUGUAAAACGAAGAUGUACCAGACUAGGCAGUCUAAUUUGUAACCAACUAUCAGAUCUGUCGUUUGUAAAGAGGGGACCUGAUGCGAGAUUCACUCCUUUACCCUUAUUUUCAGAAGUGGGAGGAAAUGUAGUUCCUGGUUUGCAGUCAGCAGGUAAGGGGCACUACUACCACGUAACCGGACAGUACUACGAUCACGAUCCUACUCUCAUACGGAAUAUCGUCAUGAAGAUUGGCGAGAACUUUGAGCCGAAAGUUAUUUUGGAUGCUGCGUGUUCUGACUCGGAGAUUAAAAUAUUGACAAACCUUUUAGUUGAUAGUUUGGAAUGCAGGAACAUAAGUUCGGGUGAGGUUGAUAGUAUCGGGUCGGAAGAUUGGAACUAUGGCUACGUUCUGGAACCUUCCUUUACUAUCUUCUCAAAUGACGACAUAGUUUUACAACAGAACGACCAGAAUAAAGAUUUGAUGCAGUUGAACUCCAGACGAGGAUUUCCUAUUGGUCAGAAGAUAUGGAUGAAGGAUAUUGAAAAUGUGUUCGUUGAUUUGUCUCCCCGGCCCUGGGCUACUCAAACACUAGGUAUACGGACGCUAUCAGAACAGAUAACACUUCUCACGAACGAGCGGGAUUUUGUAACACGUGACUCGGAUGAAGACGGUGAACCCUCUUACGAGGAACUGGGAGAAAUCAUGAUGAACACUGAAUGGAUAGUGAAAGCUGCCGCACAGCUUGUGUACGUAUCAACUAAAAACCGCUUUAAGAACGCCAAUAUACCGCUAUAUGUCCCGCGAGUGGUACAGGCAGAUUUGAACCCAUGGGUUGCCAUGAGAAACAGUUUGUGGCAAAAUGAAGUACCCGAUAAGUUACAGAAUUCCCAAAAUAGUUACACCCCUUGAGUUAAUUAUUAAUUAACAAAUUGUUAUAGUUAAAUAAUAACAUGAGAGAGUUAUUUAUGACUUUAUAAUGCCGUUUCGUUCUGUUAAUAUUGUUUAUGGAUCAUUUUUCAUUGGGAUACCAGCUGUCGACUACAAUGUUAUAUUUUGCACAAUUUUAUAAAUUAUUGAUUUUGAGGACUCACCAUA
Messenger RNA from Bolinopsis microptera, 1097 nucleotides. RefSeq lists its product as uncharacterized. The coding region runs from base 6 to 911 and encodes 301 amino acids. NCBI's taxonomy places the organism in Eukaryota, Metazoa, Ctenophora, Tentaculata, Lobata, Bolinopsidae. The transcript is spliced from 7 exons. The record is from RefSeq and is a predicted model, not a curated record.